AACUUGCAAAGCCCCGGCCCCCAGUGGUGUUUGCAUGUUGGUUAACCGGCGCCGGAGGGACAUAGAACCUACAUCAAGACCAAUCAUUCUCCCCUUGUCGGGUGCCCUUACGGUGCGGUGUCUACGGUUGCUUGUUGGAUCUAGCCCGUUUUUCCCUGAUGUCGUUUUAUCAAACCGAACCCAGAGCUCCUAGUCGAGAUGUCUCCGGUUAUGAAUUGCCGCCAGAGCGUCGCCGUUAUUGGGUCGAGCUUCCGGGUUGGGUGACCGCGUACCUGAAGACGGAAGUAAGGAAACUGUCUACCUUAAACAAUGCCGAUGUCUACGAUCUCCUUUGUGAGUUGUGGAAGGUCCCAAGUAGCUUUGGGGUCGCAACCGAAGACCAAAACGUGUAUGUCAUCACCGAGGCAUUAACAAAACGAGAGGCAUCAAGAGCAAGCGGCUUAGCAAAUGUCCAACGGCAAACUCUCGCACAAGAAAUAGUCCAGGUAAUCGAAUACCUUGUGGAAAACUCGUCGGCAAAACCGAAACGACUCGGCUGGCUGGACCCAAACUUUUCGGAGAAGUUGCAGGAUGUCUCCCCUUCUGAUUGGAUCAUCUUUCCCGCCUCUGAUAUGAUUCACUGGCUCUCAGAUAACCGAUCUAAUAGUGCCGAGAAAUUCCUGCGUCAUAUCCCUCAACAACCUCCUUGCCGAGUGUGCGUCUUUGGGAAUUUCAAUCAAUUUUGUACAGGUGACAAUGGUCAAAGUAGAUUUUUAGCUGGAUCAAUGCAGCUAUCCCAAAUUUGGCAUCAAGGCUUCUUUGUGACGUUCACCAGCAAGGCAGCGACCUCAAAUCUCGAGGGUCUUAGAAAAUUAGUUUCCAAACUUGUCGCCCGGCAGUACGACAGCCUCGAAAAUCCAACGGGCUAUGUGAACAUAGCGAUCUGGCUCAGUUUGCACACCUAUUGGUUCCUCAGUCCACCGUCGAUUAACGAAGCUCGGACGUACAGAGAUGAUUUUAUCAUGUCAACACGCGCAUUCAACCAAAUCCAUGACCCGGACCUACCACCGAUUCCCAUCAUCAACAAACAGCAAUUGGAUAAUGGAAUCCGAACAAUCCUUAACGAUGGCAAAACAUCGAUUAAUCUGAUGAAAUCCAACAUCCUCGAAAAACUCAAAUUUCCUCGACAAGAAUUACCUGGAUUUAUUUCGGCUAUGAGUAACUUCUAUGAUCGAAGAAACGACCAUGAGGAUGAGUUGCGUGUUAUUCAAGAACUUGCAAGCCAGUUGGUCACGUAUUUUUGGAUGUUCAGGUUGGCGUUGAUCGUUGUAUCCGAGGAAGAACGUCCCUAUUUACCUCGACCAGAUCAGUUACCUUGGUGUCAAUUUGUAACUUUUGACACUCUUCUGAGACUUAUUGAAAGUAACUUUGCGUUGUAA
Messenger RNA from Puccinia graminis f. sp. tritici CRL 75-36-700-3, 1418 nucleotides. RefSeq lists its product as uncharacterized. The transcript has 4 exons. The record is from RefSeq and is a predicted model, not a curated record. Bases 159 to 1418 code for a protein of 419 amino acids. Lineage: Eukaryota; Fungi; Basidiomycota; Pucciniomycetes; Pucciniales; Pucciniaceae.